UUUCUUGUUAUCGUCGGCCAUGGCUUCCUCGCUUGAAAAUGAGGUUCAUCUCCCUCUUAUUGACAUUUCCCAGUUUCAGAUGGAAUUAGAAAGAGGAGGAUCAAACAAGCUACAAAACCAUUACAGCGUCGCAACAGUCAGGGAAGCUUGUAAGGAAUGGGGAAUGUUCCGUCUUGUAAACCACGGUAUUCCACAAAAUCUGCUACAACAUGUUGAGGCUGUUUCUCGUCAGUUAUUUUCCCUGCCACAAGAAACUAAAGAACGAGUCGCUGCAUCUUACAUAAAGAAUGGAUAUACUAAGUUUGAUACGAACGAGAACUUUUCCUUCAAUGACUUGCCCGAUUCGAAUUCAGUGCUGGAGGUCUGUAAAAGGAUAUGGCCGCUGCCCGGCGAGGAAACGGCAACAUUAUGCUGCGAGACCAUUGGAACAUAUGCUUCUGCCAUUUCAGAUCUCGCUCAAACGACCAACAAAAUCAUUCUUGCUAGCUUGGGUUUGGACGUGGAUAGAUUCUACCGUUCUGAUUUCGAAAAAAACACAGGUAACUUGUUUAUAAAGCACUACACAUGUGACGGAAGAAUAUCUUUAGAGGAGGAAGCUUUGCCUCCUCAUACGGAUGUAUGUUGCUUUACAAUCCUUUACCAGGCCGAUGAAGGAGGACUCCAGAUUAGAUCGAAGGAAGGGAAAUGGUUGAAUGUGAAGCCUUUACCCAAUUCAUUUGUUGUCUUCAUUGCCGACUCUCUUAAGGUAUGGAGCAAUGGCAGGUACCACAGCCCAGAUCAUCGGGUUGUUUACAGUGGAUGGAAGGAUCGAAUAUCACUCGCCCUUUUCAUUAGCUUUCCUAAUGAGAAGGAAAUAUGGGCUCCAGCGGAGUUUGUGGAUGACGAUCACAAGCGGCUGUACAGGCCUUUCACUUUUUCCCAGUUACUAGAGGAAUUUGUAAAGACUUGGGAGUCUACUGAACCAAAAUCUAUAUUUAUUGAUCGAUUUGCUCGUAUCUAAGGCGGUUGUUCGUGGCGGACUCGGGCAUUUAGAAACCUUGUUAUGGAAGCAUUUAAAUAAGUGGUGAAAAAGCAAUGUAGAUUAAAUAAUUAAAUGGCUGGACAAACUCAUCAGUUCAAGUAAAUCAUUUAUUUCUAGUAGUAAUACAGCAAUACCAAUAUGGUAAUUAAACUUACAAUUACUUAUGU
Messenger RNA from Cryptomeria japonica (Japanese cedar), 1188 nucleotides. Its product is annotated as probable 2-oxoglutarate-dependent dioxygenase AOP1. The transcript has 3 exons. Lineage: Eukaryota; Viridiplantae; Streptophyta; Pinopsida; Cupressales; Cupressaceae. Bases 20 to 1000 code for a protein of 326 amino acids. Gene Ontology annotation, molecular function: dioxygenase activity. The record is from RefSeq and is a predicted model, not a curated record.